AUGCCAAAGUGCAUGAUCUACAGCCCCGUCGCCGCGACGGAGGCACAACAGGACGCGCUCCUGAAAGACGCUGAGAAAGCGCUUGCGGAGGUCCUGGGCAAACCGAUGAGCUAUGUGAUGGCAGGUUACGUCCAGACGGGGCUGAUGCGCCUCGGCGGAAGUUCCGACCCGUGUGCGUACAUUCGCGUCGCGUCGAUCGGCGGCCUCAGCAGCUCUGCAAACAACAAAAUCGCGGCCGCGCUGUCCGCGUCCUGCGAGAGACAUCUCGGCGUCUCCAAAAACCGCAUCUACACCACGUUCGCGAACAAGAGCGGCGCGGAGUGGGCGAUGGGUGACCGCACCUUUGGCUAA
Molecule: messenger RNA, 351 nt
Organism: Neospora caninum
Lineage: Eukaryota; Apicomplexa; Conoidasida; Eucoccidiorida; Sarcocystidae
Product: macrophage migration inhibitory factor, related
Exons: 3
Coding region: 1-351 (116 amino acids)
Molecular function (GO): phenylpyruvate tautomerase activity
Source: RefSeq, a predicted model, not a curated record